UUGUUUGAAUAUCACUUUAGUUGUGAAGAUAUGUUCAUUAAGAUUUUCUUUGCUUCACUCGUUGCCUUCACUUGUUUUCCAACUUCCACACAUGGAGCCACUCUAAUCCCAAAUGAAGUGGAAACUUUGCGAGAAAUUGCAAAAACCUUGGGGAAGAUAGACUGGAAUUUUGGAGUGGUGGAUCCAUGCAGCGGCGAAUUGGGUUGGGUUACACCAAAUCUAGUGGAGGGAUCUGAAAAUUCAGUGAAGUGCAACUGCACCUUCCACAAUAACACCAUCUGUCAUGUUGUUAGCAUAGUGCUCAAAGCUCAAUCUCUGCCGGGGACUGUCCCCAAAGAGCUGGUGAAGCUUCCUUAUCUGCAGGAAAUUGACCUCACCCGCAACUACCUUAACGGUUCAAUCCCGGCAGAAUGGGGUUCCACGAAACUAGUCAACAUUUCUCUUCUUGGGAACCGGUUAACGGGAUCGAUCCCGAAAGAGUUGGGAAACAUCAGCACUCUUGUAAACUUUACCGUGGAGUUCAAUCAGCUUUCGGGUGUUCUUCCUCCAGAGCUGGGGAAUCUGUCCAGUAUAGAGAAGAUGCAUCUCACCUCCAACAAGUUUAUUGGGGAGUUGCCGGAAACAUUUGCAAAGCUUACCACAUUGAAGGACUUUAGGAUUGGCGAUAAUAAUUUCACAGGAACAAUACCCAAACUCAUCCAGAACUGGACAAAUCUUAAAAAAUUAGUGAUUCAGGCAAGUGGUAUGAGUGGGCCUAUUCCUCCUGAGAUUGGCGUUUUGGAAAAACUAUCUGACUUGAGAAUCAGCGACUUGAAAGGAACUGAAGCAGCUUUUCCACCAUUGAGUAAUAUGAAAAACUUGAAUAUACUGAUAUUGAGGAGUUGCAAUCUCAGUGGACUGCUGCCCGACUAUCUUGGGCAAAGGACAGGCUUGAAAACUUUAGACGUGAGCUUCAACAAAUUAAGUGGAAAAAUUCCAGACAGUUAUCUUGGUAUAUCAAAAAUAGACUACAUGUAUUUGACCGGAAACUUGCUAACUGGACGCAUACCCGAUUGGAUUCUACAGAAAGGAGAAAACAUUGAUCUUUCCUACAACAACUUUACGAGUGGAAACUCAGAAGACUGUCAGACUCGGAGUGUGAAUUUGUUUGGAAGCUCUUCAGGGAGCAAUAACUUUGGAAUCGUUUCAUGCUUGAGAGGCUUCCCUUGUCCAAAAAAUUAUUACUCAGUCCAUAUCAACUGUGGUGGAAAGGAAGUAAUUGUUGACAACAAAACAUACGAAGAUGAUACAUAUUUAUCUGGAGCUUCCACAUAUCACAAAAGUGAAACUAACUGGGCGGUUAGCAGCACUGGUUACUUCAUGGAUGAUAGUAUUGAUACAGACUCCUAUAUUGCAAACAAUAAGUCUGUACUCCUGAUGAAUAAUUCUGCACUGUACAUGAAUGCGCGUCUUUCUGCCCUCUCUCUCACUUAUUAUGCAUUCUGUCUGGGAAACGGAAACUACACGGUAAAACUCCAAUUUGCGGAGAUUAUGUUUACUGACGAAAAAACGUAUAGUAGCCUUGGAAGGCGCAUAUUUGAUGUUUACAUUCAGGGAAAGCUGGUUCUGAAGGAUUUCAACAUUGAGGAUGCCACAGGAGGGGCUGGCAAAGAAACCAUACAAAAUUUUACAAUAUCUGUGACUAGCAGAACAUUGGAGAUCCGCUUCUAUUGGGCUGGGAAAGGGACGACUGCCAUUCCUAGUAGAGGGGUUUAUGGUCCUCUCAUAUCUGCUAUUUCUGUGACCCCCAAUUUUACACCCCCUGCAGAAAAUGGAAGCAGUAGUAUAUCUGCAGGCGUUGUGGUUGGUAUCAUGGCUGCAGUAGCAUUUCUUCUACUUCUGGUUCUAGGUGUCCUUUGGUGGAAAGGCUGCCUAAGACGAAAAAAUACAAUGGAACAAGAUUUAAGGGGCCUAAAUCUACAAACCGGUACAUUUACCUUACGGCAAAUUAAGGCUGCCACAAACAACUUUGAUGCAGCUAAUAAGAUUGGAGAAGGUGGUUUUGGUUCUGUUUAUAAGGGCCUAUUAUUGGAUGGCACCAUAAUUGCAGUGAAGCAGCUUUCUUCCAAAUCAAAACAAGGAAAUCGUGAGUUUGUGAAUGAAAUAGGCAUGAUUUCUGCUCUACAACAUCCGCAUCUUGUAAAGCUGUAUGGCUGUUGUAUCGAAGGAAAUCAGUUAUUGCUAGUAUAUGAGUACAUGGAAAACAACAGCCUUGCCCGGGCAUUGUUUGGCCCAAAAGAUAGCCAAUUGAAACUGGAUUGGCCUACAAGACACAAGAUUUGUGUUGGUAUAGCAAGGGGUUUGGCUUAUCUACAUGAAGAAUCGAGGCUGAAGAUUGUUCACAGAGACAUAAAGGCCACUAAUGUGCUGCUCGACAAGGACCUUAACCCCAAAAUAUCCGACUUUGGCUUGGCCAAACUUGAUGAAGAGGAGAAUACCCACAUUAGCACCCGGAUCGCUGGAACUUUUGGAUAUAUGGCACCUGAAUAUGCAAUGAGGGGACAUUUAACUGAAAAGGCAGAUGUUUAUAGUUUUGGAGUUGUGGCUUUGGAAAUCGUUAGUGGGAAGAGCAACACUACUCACAUUCUAAAGGACAACCGCGUGUAUCUUCUCGAUUGGGCACUCCUGUUAAAAGAGAAGGGCAAUCUGAUGGAGCUAGUGGACCCAAUACUGGAAUCAAAUUUCAGAAAGGAAGAGGUUAUGGCGAUGAUCAAUGUGGCUCUUCUAUGCACCAGCGCCUCUCCAGCGGUUAGGCCGACCAUGUCAUCAGUAGUGAGCAUGCUUGAAGGCAGAGCUCAUGUUCAGGAAAUCUCUUCGGGUUUAAGCAUCUCCAGUGAUGAGAUUAAGCUCAAGGAACUGAGGGAACAGCAUGAACUCUACCUUGAAAAGAAUACUAGUGAGGGCCAAAUUCCAAGUUUGUCAACAGAUGGGCCAUGGACCGCCUCUUCCACCUCUGCUGCUGAUCUCUACCCCAUCACCAUGAAUUCUCAGUACUGGGAGAAUAGAGAUCAGUAAAAAAGAAAAUAGUAACGUAAGUUCUGCAAAUCCAUCGUAUAAUUUGCUUUCGAUUUCGGGUGAUCAAAUACAUAGUACUUGUUACAAACUGUACGAAGUCUCAUGAUCUUAUAACAUAUGUGCAUAUAUCAAGGCUUGCCUCUUACAAGGUAGGACUUAGGAGGAACUUCUUUCAAGAGGAUAAGUGAUACUACUGUUAUUUAUUGAAUCAA
Messenger RNA from Vitis riparia (riverbank grape), 3266 nucleotides. RefSeq names its product probable leucine-rich repeat receptor-like serine/threonine-protein kinase At3g14840. The transcript is spliced from 24 exons. Gene Ontology annotation, biological process: protein phosphorylation. The coding region runs from base 31 to 3054 and encodes 1007 amino acids. Gene Ontology annotation, molecular function: protein binding; protein kinase activity; ATP binding. The record is from RefSeq and is a predicted model, not a curated record. NCBI's taxonomy places the organism in Eukaryota, Viridiplantae, Streptophyta, Magnoliopsida, Vitales, Vitaceae.